Drosophila obscura is the source of this 2496-nucleotide messenger RNA. It is a transcript of the gene 5-HT7, whose product is annotated as 5-hydroxytryptamine receptor 1. The coding region runs from base 361 to 2070 and encodes 569 amino acids. Gene Ontology annotation, cellular component: membrane. Gene Ontology annotation, biological process: adenylate cyclase-activating adrenergic receptor signaling pathway. Lineage: Eukaryota; Metazoa; Arthropoda; Insecta; Diptera; Drosophilidae. The transcript has a single exon. The record is from RefSeq and is a predicted model, not a curated record. Gene Ontology annotation, molecular function: G protein-coupled amine receptor activity.
CCUGCCCAGCCCACAUAAAUUAGUAAUCAAGCGACACAAAGGCCAAACGCCAAAGGCCAAAGGCCAGAGGCCAGAAGCUGAGCUCCAUCUGGGAGCUGGGAAGGAAACUAAUAAGACGACUUAUUCUUAUUGAAAUUAUGAUUAAUGACGGGAAUAUUGCACGGCAACAGCGAAGGGUAAAUCAAGGCAUUGUGCGGCACUAGCGGUGCUACGCGAUGAUGAACACAAUGAUCCAGAUGAUGAUGAUGAGCAGCAGCAGCAGCACCAGCAGCACCAGCAGCAGCAGCAGGUUAGUGCUGUGUCGCCACCACCCCCUGACGAAUUGAAACCGCAAUUCUGGAACACAGAGAACCCCGUUUGAUGGCUUCGUCCGUGCCGGAGUACGUUGCAGCCGCAGCGGCAGCUCGACGGCGACGCCAUCAGAGCAACCACCGUACCACACUGAUCUCCACCGCCACACUGACGCUGCUGAUACUCUUCCUCAGCAGCUGGGUGGCCUAUGCAGCGGCCAAGGCGGCCACCACGGUUCCACCGCGGCUCGAGGAGAGCGGCACGGAGUCGGAGUCGGUGACGGACUUCAACAGCAGCAGCGCCUUCCUGGGAGCCGUGGCAGCCGCUUCGUCCUCGGCAGCCUCCGCGGCUGCCUUUACCGCGACGACAGCGCUGCCAUAUCCAUACUCCGCAUCGCUCAACAGCAGUCCCGUGGCCAUCAUAGCCCAUCAGGGGAUAACCAGCAGCAUCACGGACAACAACGCCACUCUGGGGCCGCUCUCGGACACCCCGUUGCUGAUUGAGGAGUUCGCGGCCGGGGAGUUUGUCCUGCCGCCGCUGCAGUCCAUCUUCGUGAGCCUUGUCCUGCUGAUUGUCAUCCUGGGCACCGUGGUGGGCAAUGUGUUGGUCUGCAUCGCCGUGUGCAUGGUGCGGAAGCUGCGGCGUCCCUGCAACUACCUGCUCGUCUCCCUGGCCCUCUCCGACCUGUGCGUGGCCCUGCUCGUGAUGCCCAUGGCCCUGCUGUACGAGGUGCUGGAGAAGUGGAACUUCGGUCCGCUGCUCUGCGACAUCUGGGUGUCCUUCGACGUCCUCUGCUGCACCGCCUCAAUCCUGAACCUGUGCGCCAUCUCCGUGGACCGCUACCUGGCCAUCACCAAGCCCCUGGAGUACGGCGUGAAGCGGACGCCCCGCCGCAUGAUGCUCUGCGUGAUGGUUGUGUGGCUGGCCGCCGCCUGCAUCUCGCUGCCGCCGCUGCUGAUCCUGGGCAACGAGCACGAGGACGAGGACGGAAUGCCCAUCUGCACGGUGUGCCAGAACUUCGCAUAUCAGAUCUAUGCCACGCUGGGCUCCUUCUACAUCCCGCUGUCCGUGAUGCUGUUCGUCUACUACCAGAUCUUCAGGGCUGCCCGCCGCAUCGUCCUCGAGGAGAAGCGAGCCCAGACCCAUCUCCAGAAGGCGCUCAACGGCAAGGGAUCGCCCACAGCCGCCGAUCCGCCGCCGGGACACACGGAGCUGGUCAGCGGCAACGGGCAACGGCACAGCAGCGUCGGCAACACCUCCCUCACGUACUCCACCUGUGGGGGACUCAGCAGUGGCGGCGGGGCCAUCACUGGCGGACCGUCGGGCGGUCAUCACGGCGGCCACCAUGGCAGCGGGGGCGGUGCGAGCGGCUCCACGGGCCUCCUGGGGUCGCCGCACCACAAAAAGCUCCGCUUCCAGCUGGCCAAGGAGAAGAAGGCAUCCACCACGCUGGGCAUCAUCAUGUCGGCCUUCACCAUCUGUUGGCUGCCCUUCUUCAUCCUGGCGCUCAUCCGGCCGUUCGAGACGAUGCACGUGCCGCCCUCGCUCUCCUCCCUCUUCCUGUGGCUGGGCUACGCCAACUCGCUGCUGAACCCCAUCAUCUACGCCACCCUCAACCGCGACUUCCGCAAGCCCUUCCAGGAGAUCCUCUACUUCCGCUGCUCCAGCCUGAACACGAUGAUGCGGGAGAACUACUACCAGGAUCAGUACGGCGAGCCGCCCUCGCAGCGGGUGAUGCUGGGCGAUGAGCGUCACGGCGCCCGAGAGAGUUUUCUCUAAGGCUGGGAUGCUGCUCCCGGGCCAUCUUUGCUCACUCACUCCAACACACACACACACACACACACACACACACACACACACAUUUAGUUGUACGCACACACCAGCACCCUAACGGAUAGAAUAAGAAGAAGAGUAUUUGUAUGUAGUAGUGUUAGUAGUGCACCGCCCCGCCCCGCCCCGCCUAGGACCACACUAUACAUGCAUACACACGUGUGUAGGUGCGAUAUAUGUAGACGACUCCUCUAAACGUAACUCGUUGUUGUAAUUUUAACAGGUAGAACUAUAAGUAUCCACACGUACACAUACACACACACGGUUGUAACUGUGACAGGUUUCUACGGUUCCUUUUAUGUUUCGAAAACAAUCAGCACCGGAAAUGAGCCACAAUCGUUAUCGAAUCUAUUGAUAUCCAUCCUCCCAUCCUCC